UCUGCCUGCUCGAGGAGGAUAAUAGAUUAAUUGUUUUAGCAAAAGGUAAAUCUUUGGACGCCACGCAGGAAAUGAUCGCUUUAGGAAUCUGUAAUAUUUUCGGGUCGUUCGUUCGCUCGAUGCCAGUUACAGGAUCUUUCACGCGAACGGCGGUCAAUCAUGCGUCGGGCGUUAAAACACCACUGGGGGGAAUAUUUACAGGUUGUUUGGUAUUGCUCGCGGUCGGUCUCUUGACCUCUACUUUUUACUUCAUACCGAAGGCGACGCUGGCCGGUCUCAUCAUAUGCGCCAUGUAUUACAUGCUCGAUUUCUCGACGUACAGUUUGCUGUGGAACGCCAGAAAGACCGAUUUCUUUGUGAUGAUGCUGACAUUGGUCCCAAGCGUUUUUCUUGGCUUGGAAUACGGUAUCUUAAUUGGUAUCGUAGUUAAUCUAGCGGCAUUGCUGUAUUUCACAGCGCGGCCUUCCGUUCAGACGAAAAUUGAACAGAUCGAAGGGGAAACUGUAAUAGUCGUCAUACCCGAAGAAGCUAUAGCCUUUCCAGCAGCGGAGCGCCUGCGUGCUAACAUAAUGAAGCUUUCCGGAGAAAGUGAAUGUAACGUGAUGCUCGAUUGUAAGAAUCUGAAAAGGCUCGACGUUACGGUUGCUAAGAAUGUCAAGCUUCUGGGGAAGGACCUUUCAGUACGUGGACAAACAAUUGUCUGCUGUAAUUGCUGCGAGAACGUGAACGCCGUUCUAAAGGUCGUGGCGCCGGAAUUAUUAAACGUCAAGGAAGAUAGAAAUAAUUAUGACUGAGGAUCGUUUUUCUCACGCUUAUAUACAAAUUUGAAUGCGACCGCCAAGGUUUAUAGAUAUCACGUGAGAGGCUCUUUAAUAAAUAAUAAAUAAUUGCUGGUUAUUAUUAAACCUUAACCCGGAUUAAAUUUCACUAAUUACGAUAUCGUUCCUUUCUAAAAAAAAAACAAUAAAGUUCGCAACUCAUUAAAUUUCUUUGCGCCAUACGUGCACUAUUUAAAAUGAAAUAUGUGUGUAACCCGCUCGAGAAAAAGAGAAAAUAAAGUGUGAAGAAAUAUAUACAA
Temnothorax curvispinosus is the source of this 1078-nucleotide messenger RNA. Its product is annotated as sodium-independent sulfate anion transporter-like. The record is from RefSeq and is a predicted model, not a curated record. Gene Ontology annotation, cellular component: membrane. The transcript has 5 exons. Lineage: Eukaryota; Metazoa; Arthropoda; Insecta; Hymenoptera; Formicidae. Gene Ontology annotation, molecular function: sulfate transmembrane transporter activity. Gene Ontology annotation, biological process: transmembrane transport. The annotation marks the transcript as partial.